Triticum dicoccoides is the source of this 1384-nucleotide messenger RNA. Its product is annotated as AP2/ERF and B3 domain-containing protein Os01g0141000-like. The coding region runs from base 178 to 1224 and encodes 348 amino acids. NCBI's taxonomy places the organism in Eukaryota, Viridiplantae, Streptophyta, Magnoliopsida, Poales, Poaceae. The record is from RefSeq and is a predicted model, not a curated record. The transcript is spliced from 2 exons. Gene Ontology annotation, biological process: regulation of DNA-templated transcription. Gene Ontology annotation, molecular function: DNA binding; DNA-binding transcription factor activity.
UUGUCCAGCCCUAGCUAGCUAUAGAAUAUCAACGUCUUAAAGUGUAAACACACAUACACACACAACAUUGUUUUCAUAUAUACCUAGCUUAGCUAAGCUAGUAUCACAGCCCACAUAAGCACACAGAAACACACUCCAAAGAACACACGCCAAGAAACCACCGAAAAGCAACAAGCCAUGGGGGUGGAAAUCCUGAGCUCCAUGGUGGAGCACUCCUUCCAGUACUCUUCCGGCGUGUCCACGGCCACGACGGAGUCAGGCACCGCCGGGACACCGCCGAGGCCUCUGAGCCUACCUGUCGCCAUCGCCGACGAGUCCGUGACCUCGUGGUCGGCGUCGUCUCGGUUCAAGGGCGUGGUGCCGCAGCCAAACGGGCGAUGGGGCGCCCAGAUCUACGAGCACCACGCUCGCGUCUGGCUCGGCACGUUCCCAGACCAGGACUCGGCGGCGCGCGCCUACGACGUAGCCUCGCUCAGGUACCGCGGCCGCGACGCCGCCUUCAACUUCCCCUGCGCGGCCGUGGAGGGGGAGCUCGCCUUCCUGGCGGCGCACUCCAAGGCUGAGAUAGUGGACAUGCUCCGGAAGCAGACCUACGCCGAUGAACUCCGCCAGGGCCUGCGGCGCGGCCGUGGCAUGGGGGCGCGCGCGCAGCCGACGCCGUCGUGGGCGCGGGAGCCCCUUUUCGAGAAGGCCGUGACCCCUAGCGAUGUCGGCAAGCUCAAUCGCCUCGUAGUGCCGAAGCAGCACGCCGAGAAGCACUUCCCCCUGACGCGCACGCCGGAGACGCCGACCACCACCGGCAAGGGCGUGCUGCUCAACUUCGAGGACGGCGAGGGGAAGGUGUGGAGGUUCCGGUACUCGUACUGGAACAGCAGCCAGAGCUACGUGCUCACCAAAGGCUGGAGCCGCUUCGUCCGGGAGAAGGGCCUAGGUGCCGGCGACUCCAUCCUAUUCUCGUGCUCGCUGUACGAACAGGAGAAGCAGUUCUUCAUCGACUGCAAGAAGAACACUAGCAUGAACGGAGGCAAAUCGGCGUCGCCGCUGCCGGUGGGGGUGACUACCAAAGGAGAACAAGUUCGCGUCGUUAGGCUAUUCGGUGUCGACAUCUCGGGAGUGAAGAGGGGGCGAGCGGCGACGGCAACGGCGGAGCAAGGCCUGCAGGAGUUGUUCAAGAGGCAAUGCGUGGCACCCGGCCAGCACUCUCCUGCCCUAGACUUGUUUUAGUUGUAAACAGCACAUAUACCGCUGCACAAAAGUAUACUGAUGAGCGAUGACAACGUUAAUAUCACCUAUGGAGAUUUAUUUGAAGCAGAAAAGAUUGAAAUCUAUCUAGGUUUGCAUGGAUGGUAAGAAGAAGUCAUAAUGUAUUUUAUUUAAAUUGCUA